Messenger RNA from Purpureocillium lilacinum, 615 nucleotides. RefSeq lists its product as uncharacterized. Gene Ontology annotation, molecular function: protein binding. The record is from RefSeq and is a predicted model, not a curated record. Lineage: Eukaryota; Fungi; Ascomycota; Sordariomycetes; Hypocreales; Ophiocordycipitaceae.
AUGUCCAAACCCAAGAACUGGCCAGACUCAAUCCUAUACCUCAAGGCUCCUCUCCACUCAAGAGAGCUUACAGGCACACAAGUGGCGUCCCUGCGAGCCAACCCAGAGAAGCUCGCCGCCAUCCCCGCCUCAGCGACGCUCACACCAUCACCCAACGUCAAGAUCCAGCACAUACGGGACCAGUCACACCCAGCGAACGGGCAGUACGGCCUUUUUGCAGCGCAGAAUCUCAAGCCGGGAGCGUUUAUUCUCGCGUAUUUGGGCCGGGUGCACCCUGGCGGCUCGUCGUCCGCCGAGAGCGACUACGACCUGUGGCUGACGCGCGAUGGCGGGGAAGGCGAUGGGCUGGCUGUGGACGCAGCGUCAGAGGGCAACGAGGGCCGUUUCGUCAAUGACUACCGGGGCGUUGGAGAGAGAGCAAACGCAGUAUUUGGAACGGCGUUCUGCGAGCGCUGGGGCGAAGUGUGCAUGGGAGUCUGGGUCAUAGGUGGGAAAAACGCGGGCAAGGGCAUCAGAAAAGGCGAAGAAAUCCUGGUGAGCUACGGAAAAGGGUUCUGGGAAGAGAGAUCCAAGGAGUCCCAAGGAGACGCCGAGCGGCGAGAAGAGAGCCAUUGA